Metarhizium robertsii ARSEF 23 is the source of this 2109-nucleotide messenger RNA. RefSeq names its product sec1 protein. Gene Ontology annotation, molecular function: syntaxin binding. NCBI's taxonomy places the organism in Eukaryota, Fungi, Ascomycota, Sordariomycetes, Hypocreales, Clavicipitaceae. The coding region runs from base 1 to 2109 and encodes 702 amino acids. Gene Ontology annotation, cellular component: Golgi membrane; cytosol. The record is from RefSeq and is a predicted model, not a curated record. Gene Ontology annotation, biological process: intracellular protein transport; endoplasmic reticulum to Golgi vesicle-mediated transport. The transcript is spliced from 5 exons.
AUGGCUUCCAAAAGCAAUUCAUUACGAGAUCGUCAAAUAGCGUCACUCAAGAAAAUCCUCAACCUUAACGAAACGGUCGAAUCAAACGAGGCAACUGAACAUGCCAGCGCCCUUCAUGCGCCUGUUGCUCCCAUACUCGACGCUGAUGGUAAUCCUAUAUGGAAGGUGCUUGUCUUUGAUGAUCUCGGCCGAGAUGUCAUUAGUAGUGUCAUGCGUGUGAGCGAUUUGCGGUCUAUGGGCAUUACCAUGCACAUGCACAUUGGAGCUUCACGACACCCCAUUCCCGAUGUCCCCGUUAUCUAUCUCGUCGAACCGAACUCCCAGAAUAUUCAAGGCAUUACAAGUGAUCUCCAAAAGGGACUCUACUCCCCCGCUUACAUCAAUUUCCUAUCCUCACUGCCUCGAGUGUUGCUGGAGGAUUUCGCAACGCAAACAGCAACGGCCGGCACAUCCGAAAAGAUUGCCCAGUUGUUUGAUCAGUAUCUUAACUUCAUAGUCGCGGAGCCUGACCUCUUCAGUCUUGGUAUGCAAAACGCACACACGUACUGGGCCUUGAACAGCGCAAAGACGAGCGAUGAGGAGCUCGAGGCCGUGGUGGACAAGGUCGUGAGCGGACUUUUCAGCGUUGUUGUGACUAUGGGUGCUAUUCCCAUCAUCCGAUCUCCCAAGGGUGCAGCUGCUGAAAUGGUAGCUGCUCGCCUCGAUCGCAAGCUUCGAGAUCAUAUUCUUAAUUCAAAAGAUAACCUAUUCUCCAGCACUAGACCAGCCGUGGCGGGUACACCAAGCUCGCGACCGGUCUUGAUUUUGCUUGAUCGAAACGUUGACUUGACCCCUAUGCUGUCACAUUCAUGGACUUAUCAAUCUCUCGUCCACGACGUGCUCAAUAUGAAAUUAAACAGAAUAACCAUCGAAGCACCUGUAGACGAGAGCAAUCCCUCCAAAGGAACCACAAAGAAGGGGUACGAUUUAGGCGCCAAUGACUUUUUCUGGGCCAAGAACGCCGGAGUCCCAUUCCCUCAGGUUGCAGAAGACAUUGACGCCGAAUUGACCAAAUAUAAAGAAGACACCGCAGCUAUCACCAGAAAGACUGGGGUUUCGGAUUUGGAGGAUCUCCAAAACGAUACUAGUGCAAGCGCCCAACACCUCAAGGCUGCAAUAACGCUGCUUCCUGAGAUGAGAGAGCGAAAAGGCAUUCUGGACAUGCACAUGAACAUUUUAGCCGCGUUGUUAUCUGGCAUCAAAGAACGACAGUUGGACAAUUAUUUCCAGCUUGAAGAAACGAUAAUGAAACAAACCAAAGCUCAAAUACUGGAAAUCAUCAACGACGACAACAAAGGCAAAGAGCCUGCCGAUAAGCUCCGACUGUUCAUCAUUUGGUUCUUAAGCACGGAACAAGAGGUUAGUCGGGCAGACUUUCAAAGCCUUUGUAAGGCUCUUGAAACGGCUGGGGCAGACAUAUCUUGUCUCCCCUAUGUUCGACAGGUUCGUGCAACCACUAAGAUGACCCAACUAACGACGAUAGACAACUCCAACCAACAAGCACCGUCGUCUGAUCUGUUUGGCCGUUUCUCUUCUAUUUCUACCCGCCUUGCGGACAGACUCAAGGAAACUGGAGUUCCUUCCGGGUUGUCCUCCAAUUUUGAGUCGCUAAUAUCAGGCGUCAAGAACUUCCUGCCAGCCGACCGAGAUCUCACAGUGACCAAGAUUGUCGAAUCUAUCAUGGACCCAUCCAGCGCAUCAUCAUCUGCUAUGGCAAAGACGGAAAACUACUUGUACUUUGAUCCCCGCUCAGCCAAUGCUCGUGGGACUAUGCCACCGCCGAGCGCAGUGCGUUCAGGUGCUGCAGCCAACGCGCCGGGUGGCAUGCCCGGUGCAGGAGGUCAAGGGCAAUCGGCAACAUUUGGUCAGCGAAGGCAAGGUUUCACAGAGGCGGUGGUAUUCACCGUAGGAGGUGGCAGCAUUGACGAGUACGGCAAUUUGCAGGAAUGGGUAACGCGAACCAAGGACCGGGGCAAGAAGCGGGUUGUGUAUGGCAGCACGGAAUUGCUGAAUGCCGCUGCAUUUAUCAAGGAUGAGUUGGAGAGGCUGGGCCAUGAAGUUGCAUCAUAA